AUGGAGAGCCGAUAUGGCCUUGACAUCACGUUCAACUUCAUCGACGUGUCGCCGGUGAAACUACCAGAGGACAGCUCUUCAGUGUUCGGUAGUGACCUAUCGAGUAUAUGCACCGGUGCAUCGAACCUCUUCGUCGGCACCGCCGAUGGCUUCGUCCACAUCGUCUCCUCGGCCUUCCGCGUCGUGCGAUCGUUCAAGGCUCACGACACCGGUUCAAUAACGCACAUGCGACAAAUUAACGACACCGCUCUACUCGUGACGGUCUCAGAAGAUCUAUCGAAUGAACCGGUCCUGAAAGUCUGGGCCCUGGAUACGGAGAAGAAAGACGGAGGUCCGCGGUGUUUGUCGACUGUCUCUGUGCAGAAUGCCAGGAGGCAGUUUCCGAUAUCUGCCUUUGCUGCCACCGAAGACCUCUCGCAAGUAGCCGUCGGUUUCGCGAACGGAUCCGUGACGAUCAUCCGAGGCGACCUGAUUCAUGACCGCGGCGCACGACAGCGAAUCGUAUUCGAGUCCGAGGAACCGGUGACAGGACUUCAAGUCCAAAAUGGCGCCAUCACAACACUGUACAUCUCCACAACAAGCCGGAUCCUGACACUGGUUAUCGCUGGGCGCGGACAGGGUCAGCCCGCGCGCGUCUUGGAAGAUACUGGCUGCGGUUUGGGCUGCAUGACACUUGACAAAGAGGGUGGUGAUAUUCUCAUUGCCCGAGAGGAUGCUGUCUAUACCUAUGGCCCGCGCGGUCGUGGCGCAAGCUAUGCGUUUGAGAGCCCGAAGACAUCAAUUGAUGCUUUCCGUGAUAAUGUGGCUCUUGUCUGUCCGCCCAAGGCUGGCGCUGGAAAGUCGGAUCCGCUGAGAAAGUACACUGCUACCCCCGGCGAGGAAAUUUUUGGCACGACGACGUUCACCCUGCUUGAUACGGAUCUCAAGUUCAUCGCGCACAGCGAAGCUCUUGUCAGCCCUAUGAAGCAAAUUUUUAUGGAAUGGGGGCAGCUAUUUCUGCUCACGACGGACGGAAAGAUCUUCCGUUAUCGGGAAAAGACACUCCAGCAAAAGCUUGAAAUUCUAUAUGAACGCAACCUUUACAUUCUGGCAAUCAACCUCGCGCAGAAAAUUGGAAUCGAUCCGCUCCAGCAAAAUGCUAUCUAUCGCAAGUAUGGAGACUUCCUGUAUCAACGGGGUGACUAUGACACCGCCAUGCAACAAUAUCUCCGCGCCAUCGAUAAUACAGAGCCUUCUCAGGUCAUCAGAAAGUAUCUGGAUACCCAGCGAAUUCAUAAUCUCAUCGAAUAUCUUGAAGAGCUACACGAUCAUGGUCGUGCCACUGUCGAUCAUACAACUUUGCUUCUCAACUGUUACGCAAAACUCAAAGAUACAAGCAAACUUGAUUCCUUCAUCAAGGCUCCUGGUGAGCUAAAGUUUGAUCUUGAAACGGCCAUUGCCAUGUGCCGACAAGGGGGUUAUUAUGAACAAGCGGCCUACCUUGCAACGAAACAUGGCGAGAAUGACAUGGUUGUCGAUAUCUUGAUUGAAGACUCGAAGAAAUAUGCUGAAGCGGUAGAAUACAUCUGGCGCUUAGAUGCUGAAGUGGCCUAUGCAAACUUGAUGAAGUAUGCAAGGGUGCUCCUGGCCCAUUGUCCUGAGCAGACAGCGGAACUAUUCAAGGUCUACUAUUCUGGUCAAUACCAGCCACGGAAGGAGGUAGAACACCCAUUACAGCCUCAAGAGCAAACCACAAGCACAGUACAAAGUCUCGCUGCACUCUUGCCUCUGCGCUACAUGCAAGUUGGAAGUGGCAAGCAGCCGGAGGCCCCUGUGCCUGAGCCAGAGAUAAGUGAAGACAAACCGGAAGAAUCGCCACCAGAUUAUGAGAUCCCCAAGCCUCGCACGGCCUUCUCCGCAUUCGUGGAUCAUCCGAAAGAAUUCAUCGACUUCCUUGAGACUGUAGCGCAAAAGCCAGAUCUGAAGAGGGAUGCUAAGAUAGAUCUCUUCACAACGCUGUUCGAAAUGUACUUGGAUACAGCCAAGGGCAAGAAAGACGCAUCCGAGAAGCGGGAAUGGGAAACCAAAGCAAAGAAACUAAUUGAAGGGAAAGAUAUUCCAAUUUCUACUUCCAACGUCCUUCUCCUGUCCGAUCUAUCAGAUUUCCGCGAAGGAUCCACGCUUGUCCGCGAACAAGAAGGUCUCCGCCUGGACAUUUUCCGCUCUUUCACCUCCGCAAAAGAUACCCAAGGUGCCAUUAAAGCACUCAGACGAUACGGACCCGACGAGCCCCAGCUCUACGUUGACGCCCUAACAUACUUCGCCUCGAGCCCCCAAAUCCUCGAAGAAGCAGGCGACGAGCUCGACGCAGUCCUCCAGCGCAUCAAUCAAGACGGACUCCUCUCCCCGCUUCAGGUCAUCCAAGCCCUAAGCAACAAUGCCGUGGUCACAAUGGGCCGCGUCAAGAAGUACCUCAGCGACAAUAUUGACCGUGAGCGCAAAGAGAUCACUACCGUAAAUACCCCCUACCCCUAUCUCUACUGUACCAGCCUCAAUCUAACACUCGCAGAACCGUCGUCUGAUAACAAGCUACAAAUCCGAAACCACGGCUAA
Penicillium brevicompactum is the source of this 2592-nucleotide messenger RNA. Its product is annotated as tethering complex subunit PEP5. Lineage: Eukaryota; Fungi; Ascomycota; Eurotiomycetes; Eurotiales; Aspergillaceae. Gene Ontology annotation, biological process: vesicle-mediated transport; intracellular protein transport; endosome organization. Gene Ontology annotation, cellular component: HOPS complex; endosome. The transcript is spliced from 8 exons. Bases 1 to 2592 code for a protein of 863 amino acids. Gene Ontology annotation, molecular function: protein binding; protein-macromolecule adaptor activity. The record is from RefSeq and is a predicted model, not a curated record.